This is a messenger RNA of Colletotrichum costaricense, 2199 nucleotides long. RefSeq names its product fungal specific transcription factor domain-containing protein. Gene Ontology annotation, biological process: regulation of DNA-templated transcription; DNA-templated transcription. The record is from RefSeq and is a predicted model, not a curated record. The coding region runs from base 1 to 2199 and encodes 732 amino acids. Gene Ontology annotation, molecular function: DNA binding; zinc ion binding; DNA-binding transcription factor activity, RNA polymerase II-specific. NCBI's taxonomy places the organism in Eukaryota, Fungi, Ascomycota, Sordariomycetes, Glomerellales, Glomerellaceae. The transcript is spliced from 3 exons.
AUGUCAGCCGCAGGGCGUAGAGGCGCAUCUUCUCCGACAGGAUCGGCGUCUGGCCAGGCGUCGAAGAAAGCGAGAACCAAUGGCAGGGCCUGCGUGACGUGUCACCAACGGAAAGUGCGUUGCGACAUCCUCGAAAAGGGCACGCCAUGCUCCAAAUGCGAAGCAAACAACAUUUCCGACUGUCAGAUCUUUGAGAAGAAGAAGACUAGGUCCUCGACAAGGGUAUCUCGGAGCCCCAAUGUCUCUAUUCAGCCAAAGACAACAAUAGCACCGAGCUCUAGACCCACAACCACGCCAACAGCAUCGAAUGCCGCCAGUCCGUGGGUACCAGUCAACGUUGACUCGCGGCCAGCAUCGGCUCCAGGAAACGAGCUCAAUGCUCAGACCCAUUACGCUACUGAAGUCGCAACGCGAAAUUUGGCUGAUUUUCUUGACCGGGAAGAGACAGGAUAUCAAGAUAUUCUACCAAGCGGUAGACUUUACUUCAUCGGAACCGAGUUCUCGAACUUGAACUACCUCGUUCGGCAGCGGUCUCAACGGCCCGAUCAGAAUGUCCUACAUUUCGGGAGUCACCCUCUUGCCCCGAGGAUGUCUUCAGUGCCGCCCGAAGCCUUGGAACUGCCCACCAAGGCCUUGGCUGAUAAACUUGUUCAGGCUUACUUUAUGCACAUCAACCGUGGCAUUCCCAUUGUCGAUGAAGAGUUCUUCAUGAAGAAGUACAACAAUACAGAGACCAGCGAGGAUUUCGCUAGGCAACGGCCGUUAUCUUUACUUUUGCUGAAUGCUAUCCUACUCGUCGGGGCGCACAUCUUGUCCAACGAGCGUGAUGAGCUCAAGGCGUUAAAGGCGGUCUUCUUCAAGCGAGCGAAAGCUUUGUUUGACUGUCGUUUCGAGCAACAUCGUGAAACGUACCUACAAGCUGCUAUCCUUCUGACUUGGCAAUGCGAUGACCUCGAGGAUGUCAUCUCAAAUUCAUGGUAUUGGAUCGGCAUUGCUGCUCGAACGGCGUACGGUAUGGGCAUGCAUCGGGAUGCUACACCAUCAGGCCUUAACGUCAUGGAUAAGCGCCUAUGGCGGAGGCUAUGGUGGACUUUGUAUCAAUAUGACGUUUUGGUUUCUAUGGCUCAUGGUAGACCUCAAGCCAUAAGCCUUGACGAUUCCGAUGUGCCACUCAUCAAAGAGUGUCAUCUAGAAGAUACACCGGAAGCCGAAGCGUCUUUCAUAGUUCAGCAUACACAACUGUGCAUCAUUUUCGCAAAGGUUAUGAAAAAGCGAGUUGCUCUACGUUGCAAAGAAGGAGAAAAGGCUGAGGCGACAAGGAAAGCUGAUAUUGCGCUCGCUGAGUUGGUCACCAAUCUGCCCGAACGACUCCAGCUAUCCUCAGGGGAUCCAGACAUUUGGCAGUCAAUGUUCCACAUCACAUACAACAACUUUCUCAUCCUCCUUCAUCGGCCGCCUCCUCGGACAGUAUCGGGACCCUCUUCAGUAGAAGCAAGCAACGAUCUGACCAUAUGUUCUGACGCAGCGGCUACAAUCGCCUCCAUCUUUGAGUCUUUGCGGAAGAGAGAGAUGCUGGCCGGCUUGUGGCUUCCAAGCCUUCACAUGCUCUUCACAGCUUUGGUUCACACAGCAAGCCAGAUGCACUCUAGCAAUCCAAUCGUCGCAGCCAAGUCAAAGCGCCAUACUGAAUCCAUGAUACGGACAUUGCAUGCAAUGAAAUCCCAGUGGUUGUACGCGCAAAGUCUGCUGAAUCUAUUCGAGCCGAAACGACCAAGGAGUUGCGAUCUUGACCAGCAAUCCACCCAAUUUGAUGGCGCGAGCGAUCGAGUGGCUAAUUUUGGAGAGCAGAAUCCUUCCAGGAUCUCUCUUCCGACCGACAUUCUCAGACACAACGAUCACACCAUCAUCGGAUCGUCAGCAUCCGUGGGAAAUGGUGUUCCAGGGCGGCCUCUAGUUUCUGGCCCAGCUUAUGGCUCACAGCAUAUAGAUGCGGCACCAGGGCAUAGUUUAGCUAGAGAUCCGGUGGAGCAGUACGCGGCAGCUGUAGUUGGUAAUAUGUCCCAAGACGGCCAGCCUUAUGGCACUGGCUUCGUAGGAGACGAUAUGGGCCUCACUGAUGCCGAUACUAUGGAUAUGCUGCAGCUUCCGUCGGCUCUGGAGUUCCUAUUGGCAGGCGCUGGAAACAACUUUGACUUCUGA